AUGGAAUUAUUAGAAUACCUGGACAACGCAACUUUCAACUUGAAGAGUUCGUCAGAUUCGGAAGAAGAAUAUCAAAUUAUGAGCAAAUAUUUCAAUUCUCACACUUCUGAUAAUGACCUGAGUUAUACAAAUGAUACUGAUUACGAUUACUCAAAGCCUCCUGCAGUACACCAUGAAGGUUACAGCUAUGGCAAUAAUUCAUUCGAAGUCGAGCAGGGCCACCAACAAGGCGGCUUUGACUAUUCAAAUGUACAAUACUUUCAACCUCCUCCUCCUCACCAUGCACACUUUGCUCAUCAAUCUCCUUCAUACCAAACACACAGCCAACAACAUCACCAUCUUCAACACCAGACAUCUGCUGAAGACUUUGCUCGUGCAACUGCUGGUAAAUCUAAUCCUUACAAAGAAACCCUGGAACCUUCCCAUUCCCAUGAUGAAUCUAAAAUAGCCAGACCAAAUAGUAAUAGCCUGCCAUUGAUGUAUACUAGUCAUCAUCAGCAACAACAGAGUCCGCUCCACCACACUCCAAUGUCACUUCCAUCUCAUACUCCAAUUCAACAUUCUAUGGGCCAACCUCCUAUGCAGCAAGGACAACAACAGCAACACCAAUUGUCUGUACAGAGCACCCCAACGAUACAGAGAUCCUUCCAAGCUCCUAAUGCUCCUAUACAUCAAAUUGGUUCCAUUACAUCACAAUCAACACAUUCCACUCCAUUACAGCAACAAAGAGCACCACCCCAAGGUUUACCAAUAUCGCCUGUUCUUAAUUUACAAGAAUACCCAGAUAUGACUACAAUGGUGAAUUCCAACUCAAACAUGGUUGUUCCUAUGGUGGAUACUGCAUUUGUAGAUCAUAGGAUCUGUUCUGUGUGCUCGAAACGUAUCACAAGAGAUAUGUCCAGACACAUGAGAACACAUCAAAUAAUACCUAGGUUUCAAUGCUCGUUUCCUAAGCUGCAAUGCAACCAUAAAUCAGGAAGAUUCAAUAGACCUUACGAUUUCAAGAAGCAUUUGUUAAACAGACACUUCAAGUUUGAUAACCCAGAGAUUAAAAAGAUCCAUAACCUCAGUGACAAAUUGAAUCACCCAGGGUUGUGUCCUUGUGGAUUGAGAUUUAUAAGUAAGGAUUGGUUAGAUGAACAUAUUUUGACCAAUGAUGUGGAAAAAAAGUGUCCAUGUAUAGAUAAUUAA
Messenger RNA from Dujonia railenensis, 1191 nucleotides. Lineage: Eukaryota; Fungi; Ascomycota; Pichiomycetes; Serinales; Debaryomycetaceae. The record is from the annotation of a GenBank genome assembly.